Messenger RNA from Colius striatus (speckled mousebird), 6006 nucleotides. RefSeq names its product lysine demethylase 5C (gene KDM5C). Gene Ontology annotation, molecular function: DNA binding; histone demethylase activity. The transcript is spliced from 27 exons. The record is from RefSeq and is a predicted model, not a curated record. Gene Ontology annotation, cellular component: nucleus. NCBI's taxonomy places the organism in Eukaryota, Metazoa, Chordata, Aves, Coliiformes, Coliidae. Gene Ontology annotation, biological process: chromatin remodeling. Bases 513 to 5483 code for a protein of 1656 amino acids.
CCCCUUUCCGUCAGUGAAAAGCUCGGAAAAGGGAGUUUUUCCCUCGCGGCGGUUCCCAGCCGCCCCUUCCCUUUCCGCGGCGGAAGGAGACGUCUCCGUGAGGGCAGAGCCGCAGCACCGCUGCGCUUGCGCAGUGUGUCCAUCCGCGCGGGGAGGGGGCGGCUGUGUGAGGAACCCAAGAUGGCGGCGGCGGCGGCGGCCCGAGCGGGGGGACCGGGCAGGCCUCGGGUGUGAGGCGGGUGCAUCGCGGCGGGUCCCCGCUGCAAAGCCCCCUUCGGAGCGGUUCAGGGAGGGGAGCGGGACGCCGUGGGGGGGUGAGAGGGAGCAGCGGAGACAUUGAAUUAUUCCCCCUCGGAUCGGGGAGGGAGGAAAGGGGGGUGGGGGGGGGCGGUCCGAGGCCUUGUGAGGGGGGGCGGCGGGGGCCUUUAUGGCCCCCUGAGGGGGUUCCCCCCGCGGGGUAGCGAGGGAAUACCCCCUCCCCCCUUCUCCCUCCCCACCUUUUAGUGGGGAGGAUGGAAGAGGGGGAGCAGCAACAGCGGGGAGGGGGCGGGUGGGCUGAGUGGGGAUCCGCCCCGGGGGGGUCCCCGGCUUGGGGAACCCCCCCUCACCCCUCCCCAGCAGCGCCGGAGGGGGAUGAAGAAGCUAAAAGGAGUCGAGGUGGCGAAUGGGGGGGCCAGGAAGGCAGCGGAGAGUCAGUUUCGACCCGUUCGUCAUCAUCGUCGUCCUCGCUCCUUAAAGUCGGGGGAGGGGGCGAGGAGAGGGCGGCGGGGACCCCUCGGCCCGUGAAAAGCCUCGGGGGGAAAAGCGGAGGCGGCGGGGGGAAAGGAACUGGCGGGCGAACCCCGGGGGGAGAGGAACGAAGCCCCCGCAAGACCCCCGAGGAACGAGGGACCCGCGGCGGGGAUCGGCAGGGAAGCGAGGACAAAACGCGGAGACCCUUCGGAGGUCCCCGAGGUGGUGGUGGGGGAGGAGGGGGAGAAAGAGAAACCCCCCGGGGUCCCUCAGCUUGUGGGGAGCAACGAGGGGACUGGGGGGCUCAGUGGUUAUCGGCGAGCGGAGACUUGGAACCCCCCGAGGACUUUUUACCCCCCCCGGAAUGCCCCGUUUUUGAGCCGAGUUGGGCGGAAUUCAGCGACCCGUUGGGUUACAUCGCCAAGAUCCGACCCAUCGCCGAGAAAAGCGGCAUCUGCAAGAUACGACCCCCCGCCGACUGGCAGCCCCCCUUCGCCGUGGAAGUCGACAACUUCAGGUUCACCCCCCGCAUCCAGCGCCUCAACGAGCUGGAGGCCCAGACCCGGGUGAAGCUGAACUACCUGGACCAGAUCGCUAAGUUCUGGGAGAUCCAAGGUUCCUCCCUCAAGAUCCCCAACGUGGAACGACGCAUCCUGGACCUCUACAGCCUCAGCAAGGUGGUGAUGGAGGAAGGGGGCUAUGAAGCCAUCUGCAAGGACCGUCGGUGGGCCAGGGUGGCCCAGCGCCUGUCCUACCCCUCGGGGAAAAACAUCGGGUCCCUGCUCCGGGCUCACUACGAGCGCAUCAUCUACCCCUACGAGAUGUACCAGUCUGGGGCCAACCUGGUGCAGUGCAACACGAGGCCCUUUGAGAGCGAGGAGAAGGACAGGGAGUACAAACCCCACAGCAUCCCGCUGCGACAGUCCGUCCAGCCCUCCAAGCUCAACACCUACGGCCGCCGGGCCAAGCGCCUGCAGCAGGAGCCCGAGCCGACGGAGGAGGACAUCGAGAAGAACCCGGAGCUGAAGAAGCUGCAGAUCUACGGCGCCGGCCCCAAGAUGUUGGGCUUGGGCUUGGUGGCCAAAGACAAGACUCUGCGUAAGAAAGAUAAAGAGGGUCCCGAGUGUCCUCCCACGGUGGUGGUGAAGGAGGAACCGGCGGCCUCGGAGGCCAAGGUGGAGCCGGCGUCUCCCCGCGGCUUCCCGGAGGGGAAAGAGGAGCUGAGGCACAGCCCCGAGCCCUGCACCAAGAUGACGAUGCGCCUGCGCCGCAGCCACAGCAACAGCCAGUUUGUGGAUUCCUACAUCUGCCGCAUCUGCUCGCGGGGGGACGAGGACGACAAGCUGCUGCUGUGCGACGGCUGCGACGACAACUACCACAUCUUCUGCCUCCUGCCCCCGCUCCCCGAGAUCCCCAAAGGCAUCUGGCGCUGCCCUAAAUGCGUCAUGGCGGAGUGCAAACGACCCCCAGAAGCUUUUGGGUUCGAGCAAGCGACGCGGGAGUACACGCUGCAGAGCUUCGGGGAGAUGGCCGACUCCUUCAAAGCCGACUACUUCAACAUGCCUGUCCACAUGGUGCCCACGGAGCUGGUGGAGAAGGAGUUUUGGCGGCUGGUGAACAGCAUCGAGGAGGACGUGACGGUGGAGUACGGCGCCGACAUCCACUCCAAGGAGUUUGGCAGCGGCUUCCCCAUCAGCGACGGCAAGAGGAAGCUGUCGCCCGAGGAGGAGGAAUACGCCGGCAGCGGCUGGAACCUGAACGUGAUGCCGGUGCUGAAGCAGUCGGUGCUGUGCCACAUCAACGCUGACAUCUCGGGCAUGAAGGUGCCCUGGCUCUACGUGGGAAUGGUCUUCUCGGCCUUCUGCUGGCACAUCGAGGACCACUGGAGCUACUCCAUCAACUACCUCCACUGGGGCGAGCCCAAGACGUGGUACGGGGUCCCCUCCUUUGCGGCCGAGCACCUGGAGGAGGUGAUGAAGAAGCUGACGCCGGAGCUCUUCGAGAGCCAACCCGACCUCCUGCACCAGCUCGUCACCCUCAUGAACCCCAACACCCUGAUGGCCCACGGGGUGCCUGUCGUCCGGACCAACCAGUGCGCCGGCGAGUUCGUCAUCACCUUCCCCCGCGCCUACCACAGCGGCUUCAACCAGGGCUACAACUUUGCUGAGGCCGUCAACUUCUGCACAGCUGACUGGCUGCCUGCAGGCAGACAGUGCAUCGAGCACUACCGGCGCCUUCGCCGUUACUGCGUCUUCUCCCACGAGGAGCUCAUCUGUAAGAUGGCAGCUUGUCCCGAGAAGCUCGACCUCAACCUGGCUGCUGCCGUCCACAAAGAGAUGUUUGUGCUGGUGCAGGAGGAGAGGAAGCUCCGGAAGGCUCUGCUGGAGAAGGGGAUCACAGAGGCAGAGAGGGAGGCGUUUGAGCUGCUGCCCGACGACGAGAGGCAGUGUGACAAGUGCAAGACGACGUGUUUCCUGUCUGCCCUGGCCUGUUAUGACUGUCCCCAGUGCCUCGUCUGCCUCUACCACAUGGAUGACCUCUGCAAGUGCCCCCGCAGCAAGCAGUACCUCAGGUACCGCUACACGCUGGACGAGCUGCCGGCCAUGCUGCACAAGCUGAAGGUGCGAGCGGAGUCCUUCGACACCUGGGCCAACAAAGUGCGCGUGGCGCUGGAGCUGGAGGACGGCCGCAAGAGGACGCUGGAGGAGCUGCGGGCGCUGGAGUCAGAGGCGCGGGAGAGGAAGUUCCCCGAGAACGAGCUGCUGCACCGGCUCAAGGGCUGCCUGGCGCAGGCCGAGCGCUGCGUCUCCGAGGCCCUGGGGCUCAUCAGCUCGCAGGAGACGGGGGUCCCUCCUCCAUCUCUGUCGGUGGAGGAGCUCCGCGCCUUCCUGGAGCAGAUGAACCAGCUGCCCUGUGUCAUGCACCAGCUCGGGGAGGUCCAGGCUCUGCUGGAGCGCGUGGAGUCUUUCCAAGCCGAGGCGCGGUCGGCUCUGGAGUCGUCGCCGUUGGGUCUGGGGGCUCUGAGGAGUCUCCUGGAGCGAGGGGCCCGCCUGGGGGUGGAGGUGCCCGAGAGCCAGUGCCUGGAGCGGCAGCUGGCGCAGGGCACGUGGCUGGAGGAGGUGACGGCCACGCUGCGCUCGCCCUGCGCCCGCGUGCCCCUGCCCGUCAUGAGGGGCCUCAUCCGCGCCGGCCGCACCGUGGCCCCCAGCCCCGCCGUGGACGUGGCCAUGGCCGAGCUGCAGGAGCUGCUCACCAUCGCCCAGCGCUGGGAGGAGAAGGCGCAGAUGUGUCUGGAGGCCAGGCAGAAGCACCCCCCGGCCACCUUGGCCGCCAUCAUCCAGGAGGCCGAGAACAUCCCGGCGCUGCUGCCCAACAUCCAGGCGCUGAAGGAGGCACUGGACAAGGCCCGGGCCUGGAUCGCUGAUGUGGAGGAGAUCCAGAACGGCGACCACUACCCCUGCCUGGACGACCUGGAGGGGCUGGUGGCGGUGGGCCGGGACCUGCCGGUGCGGCUGGAGGAGCUGAGGCAGCUGGAGGUGCAGGUGGGCACCGCUCACUCCUGGCGGGACAAGGCUUCCCGCACCUUCCUCAAGAAGAACUCCUGCUACACCCUGCUCGAGGUGCUGUGCCCGUGUGCUGACGCUGGCUCAGACAGCAGCAAGCGGCUGCGCUGGCGCCAGGAGCCGGGGCUCUACCGGCUGGACGCUGAGAGUUUGGGGCUCUCUGCUCAGGACCUGAGGGACCCCGGGGCUGUGAUCGUGGCCUUCAAGGAGGGGGAGCAGAAGGAGAAGGAGGGGAUGCUGCGCCUGCGCCACGCCAACGCCCACAAACCCACCCCCCCGCUGCCCGGCCCGGGCCCGGGUCCCCCUUCCUGUGUCUGUGGCCAGCCAGUAGCUCCCAGUAUGCUCCAGUGCCAGCUCUGCCAGGACUGGUUCCACGGUUCCUGCGUGGCUUGGCCACGUCUCAGCACCCAAAAACCAUCCCCGGCCUGGUGGGAAUGGGACGCCAAAUUCCUCUGCCCGCUCUGCCAGCGCUCGCGCCGGCCCCGGCUCGAGACCAUCUUGGCUUUGCUGGUGGCUCUGCAGAAGCUGCCGGUUCGGUUACCCGAGGGGGAGGCUCUGCAGUGCCUGACCGAAAGAGCCAUCACCUGGCAGGACCGAGCCCGGCAGCUCCUGGCUUCCCCCGACGUGGCCGCCGCGCUCGAGAGGCUGACGGCGCUCCGGCACCGGCUGCUGCACGGCGACGGCGGCGGCACCGCGGCGCUGCGGGAGGCCACCCGCAACGAGCAGCAGAAGGUGCCGGUGGAGAACGGGGAUCCCCUGAGCCCGGAGAAGAACAGCCCCCUGCCCUCAGAGCUGGAGGCGCUGAGCCUGGCGCUGCCGCGGCUGCCGGGGCCGGUGCUGGAGCUGGCCGAGGCGUCGCGGCGGCAGCUGGAGGAGCUGAUGAUGGAGGGGGAUCUGCUGGAGGUGACGCUGGACGAGGCUCAGACCAUCUGGAGGCUGCUCCAGGCCACGCGCCCGCCCCCUCUCGCCCUCUUCCGCCUCCUCCUCGAGCUGGAGCAGGCCGAGCGUCGGGGGGCUCGCACCCGCGGCCGGGACCCCGAGAAGCGUCGGAAACGUCGGGCAGAGAGGGGGGAUCCCCCCCCCACCGUGGCCAAGGAGGAGCUGGAGCCAAAGAGGAGUCGGGGUCCCGAGGGAGGGACCCCCCGGGACAGCCCCCCGCCCGGUCCCCACACGCUGGGGGACUCGUGACGUGGACCCCCCCCCAGUUUGGACACAGACGCAACCGCCAGCGGUGGGAGGGAUCUGGGGGGCUUGGGGGUGUCCCCCACACCCUGGGGGGUCUCUCACCCCCCCCGGACUGCGAUGUUGGGGGGGGGAGGGUGGGAAGAGUGGGGGGGUGUCCCCCCCCUUUCUCCCCCUCCCCCCUCUGUGAUGUAAUUAUUUGAGUUGAUUUCUUUUGUAUCGUAGCCCCGGGGGGCAAAGGGGGGGCACACACAGGGGUCUCCCCCCCCAAAACUGGGGCAGGGGAGGGGGGGGACACCCCACCAGCACAGCAGGGCCAGACCCCUCACUCCCCCCCCCCACAUUGGGUUUUUUAUAGGAUUGGGGGGGAGGGGGGGCAGAUUUGGGACCCCUCUGUGCCCCCUCCCCCCCCAUUGCCGCCGACACUAACAGUCUUGGGCUCCCCGUAGCGGGCGCAGGGAUGGGGGGAGGGGCCCCUUAUUUUAUUGUAUUAUGAUUUUUUUUUAUUAUUAUUAAACUUUGGAGGUUA